AUGGCUACCAUCCAGAGAGCUGUCAUUUCGCUCCUCUUGAUCCUCUCGAUCACUUUCGUCUUCUUUGCUCAGAGCACCGAGGCUGCGAAGGGUCCAAAGAUCACUCACAAGGUCUACUUCGACGUUACCCACGGCGAUGAAGAGCUAGGCCGCAUCACCAUCGGUCUCUACGGCAAGACCGUCCCCAAGACCGCUGAGAACUUCCGUGCUCUCGCUACUGGCGAGAAGGGAUUCGGUUACGAAGGCUCUACUUUCCACCGCGUCAUCAACAACUUCAUGAUCCAGGGUGGUGACUUUACCAAAGGCGAUGGUACAGGAGGUAAGAGCAUAUAUGGAGAGAAGUUCCCCGACGAGAACUUCAAGCUCAAGCACACCCGCAAGGGUCUCCUCAGCAUGGCCAAUGCUGGCAAAGAUACCAACGGCUCUCAGUUCUUCAUCACCACCGUCAUCACCAGCUGGCUCGAUGGCCGCCACGUCGUGUUCGGAGAGGUCCUCGAGGGCUACGAGGUCGUGGAGAAGAUUGAGAACGUGAAGAAGGGUGCUGGAGACAAGCCGGUCCAGACUGUCAAGAUCGCCAAGAGCGGAGAGCUCGAGGUGCCAGAGGAAGAUUUAUACGGCCAUGCUGAACCAGCCAUUCCUGGCGACGAACUCGAUAUCACAGCGACUCCGUCUCACGACGAUAUCGUCAACAUUGCUGAGGUAUCCCAGGCCUCUUCCACCAAGGGCAAAAUUCCUGGCCUGGCUGCUGCUGCUGGUUCUGCUGAUGGUUUGUCGGUCGGUCAGAAGCUUUUCUUUAUCGGGGCUGUCGUUGCGAUUUGCGUGCUCUUCUUGAAAACGCGAAAUGGAGGGCAAAGCAACAUUAUGGGUGGGCUCAAGGAGAAGAGCAUGGCCUAG
This is a messenger RNA of Alternaria triticimaculans, 894 nucleotides long. RefSeq names its product Peptidyl-prolyl cis-trans isomerase B (gene CPR2). The record is from RefSeq and is a predicted model, not a curated record. The transcript has 6 exons. Gene Ontology annotation, cellular component: endoplasmic reticulum; fungal-type vacuole. Gene Ontology annotation, molecular function: peptidyl-prolyl cis-trans isomerase activity. Gene Ontology annotation, biological process: protein folding; protein peptidyl-prolyl isomerization. Lineage: Eukaryota; Fungi; Ascomycota; Dothideomycetes; Pleosporales; Pleosporaceae. Bases 1 to 894 code for a protein of 297 amino acids.